This is a messenger RNA of Thelazia callipaeda (thelaziosis nematode), 285 nucleotides long. Lineage: Eukaryota; Metazoa; Nematoda; Chromadorea; Rhabditida; Thelaziidae. The record is from the annotation of a GenBank genome assembly.
AUGAUUGAUUACCUGGGCAUUGUUGCCAUUAUAUUCUUUUACUUGCUGAUUCUUGUCGUUGGCAUUUGGGCUGGUCGAAAAGCUAAAAAUGUCAAUACCAUGCUCAUCGAUGGUGAACAAACGGAAGAAGUUAUGCUGGCAGGAAGGAAUAUUGGAACAUUGGUAGGAAUCUUCACUAUGACAGUUGUCAUUAAACAGACUAAAUUACAAACAUUUACUGUUACUGGUGAUGACAGUCUGUACUGUAGUAAUGGUGAUGCUACUGUUACCAAUUUUAUUUGUUAA